Messenger RNA from Exaiptasia diaphana, 6470 nucleotides. RefSeq names its product cGMP-dependent protein kinase 1. Gene Ontology annotation, molecular function: cGMP-dependent protein kinase activity; ATP binding. The transcript is spliced from 19 exons. NCBI's taxonomy places the organism in Eukaryota, Metazoa, Cnidaria, Anthozoa, Actiniaria, Aiptasiidae. The record is from RefSeq and is a predicted model, not a curated record. Gene Ontology annotation, biological process: protein phosphorylation. The coding region runs from base 1965 to 4109 and encodes 714 amino acids.
CAUGAAUUUGGCAAUAAACUAAAUUUACAAUAUGACAUGAUGGAUGCAAUUUAGAAUAACAAGUUUGUUUAUAGUUGUUGCUGUCCGACCAGUUGUCAGUUAUCAUUGUUUGAUUUUAUGUAGAAUACGGGACAGGCAGGGGUUUCGAAUGACUCAAACUCGUCAUUAAAAUAUGAUUAGUUGAGACUAUACGUUUAAGAAUCAAAGAAUGCCGAAGUAGGAGCGAACACAAAAUCCGAAGACAUGGCGGAGAAUCGAAACAAGGAAAAGAAAAAAAUGAUUUGGAGAGAAACACCUGAUGUCAAAGAGAUAAAAAAACUGAAAAUAAUAAACAAAUGGCGAAGAGAAGGGAAAACAAAACAAAAAUACAGAGAGAAAUGGAAGAAGAAAUGAUGAAUAUAGUAAAAAAGAAGAAAAAACUUAAAACCAGCGAAAUCUGAAGUAACUGACAUUUGUAAAUCACCACUGCAUAUGACAGCAUGAAACAUCAAUGUGAUGUUUGUCCGGAUAUGACAGACAAGCAUACAAUUUGUGUGAAACAACCAGAAAGCAUUUUAUAAUCAGGGAAAAAAAUAGCGCACGAAAUGAUUUAUCUUUGAAAACCAUUUGAAAUCACAAUACUUUUAAUCUUGUAAAAUCAAAAUUCAUAAGGACCGGAGAGAUAUGAAUAUUUUUUAAACACUCGCAGAGCCAUGUCCGGUAUGGCGAAAGCUCUCUUGUAAAUAUUAAUAUUGCUAGUUCGUGAUCAAUCCGUUUUGCUUGUUGACGAAGAUGAUUUGGUGCUUUUUGGGAUCUCUUAUGUACAUAUAACGAAAAGCAUUUUAUCUACGUUUUUAUGGCUAGAAAUGGUUAUGUCAUGCAAUGAUCUGAUAAAUAUUUGAGCAUGAACUGGGCUUUUUAAACGUUUCCGGGAACAAAAUUGCCACAAAGGGAAACUCUUUUUGUUAAUUUGAUGGUAUAACGAGUGAUUGAUUAAAAUACGAGCUGAGACUGGUCUCCAAGGGCUGAAAGCUGCUAAUCACAUACAGAGACUAUAUCUACUUUAUUUGUCUGAGAGGAAAGAAACAUCGGGGCCUUUUUUGAAGAAAAAAGAACUAAUUAACAUAGAUGAACGCCCGCUGGUAUUGUAUAUAUAAACGCAAUUACGACAGAGGAACUAGCCAGUUGUGCUUUUAUCGCACCCAAACUAAAUAUUCAAAUACUUGAAUUUUGGUGAAGUGCACGGUGUAUAUUCUACAAAAAUUCGUAUAAUUCUAAUAUUGACAAACACCCACUCCAUUUAAUGUCAUGAAAUAAUAAAGGAAAGCUUGGCCGGCGAUUAGUUUUUCAUAUACAAGACAUUUAUGAAUCGAGCCCAACUGUUAAUUCACGGCAUUCUGUCAUUUAGCCGCAGUGUCUGACUUAAAGUGUCGAUUUGAAAGUCUUGUAUUUCGGGUUAAUGAGUGGACUAUGGGAUUUUCASGGCUUAAAAUGUGUUGGUUCGAGGCCCGUGUGAUGAAUAUUAAACGAAAUGAGCCAAUGACWGCACUGGAUUAACUCACAAUCAAAUACCUUUGUGCUCAGGCGCAGGACUUAUUGUACCAGUUCUGGUUAUCUCGUAAACCCACCAGACGAUUCAACACACCUUAUUAGAAAACGGCAAUAUUCCUCUACUGAACGUGUUUUUGGUGAAUUUGCUGGCGUGAAUUGGGAGCUACUGAGGCUAUUUUAUUUUAAUGGACUUCGUUUGACACGCAUUUGCUAUUUUCCCAUGUUUAAGUGGGCUUUAAUUCCUACUCGCACACUGCGCAGGCCACUGUAAAGGGCUGAACAAGGCGCGAAAUUACACUGSCGUUCGUUUAAUCUGCUACCGCGUCGAUAGCUCAAGUCAACACCGUUUUUAAUACCCCGAACUUGCGAGAUCGGUCGCCAAGAAAAUCCUGCAUUACCCAGAGUCCAUUUCGAAAGCCGUUGUAGAUGCACGAAUGCAUUACGGGAACGAAACCUCGAACUACAGAACACGGCGAUCGACUGUGGGUUGUUUGUGUUUUGGUCGAGUUUCUACCAACAAAAUGGGCAGUUUAAGGGAACUGCAGCACGCGCUGCAGGAAAAGAACAGCGAGAUGAAGAUGAAAGACUCUAGAAUCAUGGCUCUCGAACAAGAACUACGGAGAAAAGACGAGCUGGUCCGUAGACUCGAAAGCGAGUUGGACAAAUACCGAUCUGUUUUGCAGCCAGCAAGCGCUUCAACCRCAACGGGAGGACGAUCCAGGAAUCAACGACAGGGUAUUUCGGCUGAGCCACAGAAUGCCAAGGCGGUCGUCGAGAGCUCUAAACCUCUUCAGCGACACGCCAAAACAUCAAGAUCAAAAGAGCUUAUUAAAGAUGCAAUACUUGAUAACGAUUUCCUYAAGAACCUGGAAUCAUCACAGAUUAAAGAAGUGGUGGAGUGUAUGUAUGAAAAACAGUUUAAACGYGAUGAAUACAUAAUUAAAGAAGGCGACCCUGGUUCUCACUUAUAUGUCUUAGAAGAGGGAAAAUGUCAAGUCACAAAAGAAGGAUCWGUGCUUGGCCAUAUGGGUGCAGGGAAAGCCUUUGGAGAAUUAGCAAUCUUGUACAACUGCACAAGAACGGCUAGUGUCAGAGCCCAGACAUCAGUCAAGUUAUGGGCCAUYGACCGACAGACCUUCCAGACCAUUAUGAUGAAGACAGGUUUAAUGAGACAGGCAGAGCACAUGGACUUCUUAAAAAGUGUUCAGCUACUGAAGGAUUUACCAGAGUCUUAUCUCCUUAAAAUUGCUGAUGUCAUUGAAGAGGCAUACUAUGAAGAAGGUGAAUUCAUAAUAAGACAAGGUGCAAGAGGAGACACCUUCUUUAUUAUCAAGAAAGGCAAAGUUGACAUCACCCAAAGAACGUCAGUACACUCUGAUCCUGUCUUUGUAAGGUCACUUGGCAAAGGAAAUUAUUUUGGUGAGAAAGCUCUUAAAGGGGAGGAUCUUCGCACAGCCAAUUGCAUUGCUGGUAAGAGUGGAACAACCUGUCUUGUUCUAGAUAGAGAGGCCUUCAGUCAGUUUAUUGGUAGUUUAGAUGAAAUUCAAAAGGACAAGUAUGAUGACUCCCAACGAGGAGUUGAUCCAACUACUGCAAGUCGACUAAGAGAGAAGGAAGAGGAAUUUGCCAAUGUCAGGCUAGAAGACUUAACACUUAUCAAGACUUUAGGUGUCGGAGGAUUUGGUCGAGUAGAACUGGUUCAGCUUGCUGGCGACAAGAGAACAUUUGCUCUAAAGACCUUGAAAAAGCACCAUAUAGUUGAAACUAGACAGCAAGACCAUAUCAUGUCAGAAAAGAAGAUUAUGAUGGAAUCUAAUUCUGGUUUCAUAGUUAGGUUGCAUAAGACGUUUAAGGAUAGCAAGUAUUUGUAUAUGUUAUUAGAAGCAUGUUUAGGAGGAGAACUAUGGACAAUUCUUCGUGACAAGGGAUCAUUUGAUGACUCUACCACUAGAUUCUAUGUUAGUUGUGUAAUAGAAGCUUUUCACUAUUUGCAUGCAAAGGGAAUAGUGUACAGAGAUCUUAAGCCAGAAAAUCUUCUACUAGAUGCUAAGGGCUACUGUAAGUUGGUUGAUUUUGGGUUUGCUAAGAAGAUUGGUUUUGGUCGCAAGACCUGGACGUUUUGUGGUACACCAGAAUAUGUAGCGCCAGAGAUCAUUCUUAAUAAGGGACAUGAUCUCUCAGCAGACUACUGGUCACUAGGUAUUUUGAUGUAUGAGCUUCUUACWGGAAGUCCUCCGUUCACAGGAUCUGAUCCUAUGAAGACCUAUAAUAUCAUCUUGAAAGGAAUAGAUAUGAUUGAUUUUCCACGCAAAAUAACAAGAAAUGCCCAUGCUCUCAUCAAGAAGCUCUGUCGUGACAAUCCAGUCGAGCGCCUUGGUUACCAGAAGGGUGGACUCAAGGACAUCAUGAAAAACAAGUGGUUUGAUGGUUUCAACUGGGAAGGUCUCAGACACCGAAAGUUAAAUCCACCUAUUGUUCCUAAGAUCAAAAAUCCAACAGAUGCCUCGAACUUCGACGACUAUCCACCAGACGAUGAAGUACCACCCAAUGACAACACGGGCUGGGAUAAGGACUUCUAAUCAAAAUGAAUCAUAGUAGAUUAUACUACUAUCACGCCWUUCAAUAGACACGCACAUAUAGUAUUUUUAUUAUCAUGGUAGAGCGCGACAUAUGAGGUCGUUUCCACUGACUACCGCACAACAGGUUUGAACUGAGAUGCAAUUUUAAGAAAUGAUUGGUUGAACUUAUGCGUGAAUGUAGUUAUCCGUCCUGUCCAAGUGUACAUGGAAGAUUUGUCCACGUACUUUGUAACGUGGUUUUCUCCAAACUUUACUACAACCUACCAAGACGAAUAGAGUCAAAUUUGUAUGAGUGGGAAACGGACGGUAAUGUACUGUAACCGUAAUCGUACUAUAACCACAUUCUAGUUUCUCAUUGCUUCACAAAAAUUAUGCAGGCCAGGUCCGGUAACUGUGCGGUAACCGUGCGGUAAUUUCUAUCGUACGUUUCCCACUCAUACGAAAUUGACUCUUAAUGUGGCUAAUGCGGAGUGGUUUUCAUYCAACUGUUAAAUAGUUACUAAUSCUGCCCCUCGGUCUCGUGACUGACUACUAGUCCUAGAUAAGGCCGUUCGUUUUACUAUCCACCAAACUAUAGAGCAAAUUUGACAAAAGACCAUAAAGAACAAUUUUUCUCAACAUUGUUUUCACUAUUUUCGUUUUAUCGAUGCGACCGGGGUCUCAUGAAUARACCAUAGUUCAAUAGCCAAUCACAAUGCAGGAUUUGUGAUAGACCAUAGUUUUGUAGAACCUAAAAAAAAACACUAUCAGAGACCUAAUAUAGUAAACGCAGACCAAUAGUAACAAUUGCUCCAGAGUCUGAUGAAAACCACUCUGAUGUUUUGCAAGUCAAGAAUUAGUUGCCCAACCUGAUCAAUGGGUUCUAGUUGUCAUAGCAUUGAGAUGAUUGAUCAAGGUUCUGUUCAUGUAGUCCAGGUUGAAUAUCAAACUAAUCAAGCUUUGAAUAUCAAACUAAUCAAGCUUUGAAUAACCUCUUGAAGUAUCUUUCCAAAUAGACCCAAGUUGACAUACCACAGCUUUCUAUUCAAAAUGUUUUCGCUGUUUCUGUACAAUUAGCGUCCUGUCUAUCAAAGCCUUGUCCGUCAUGUAGCUGUCAUAUGAAGUGUUCAUCAUAUGGAAAGUACAUAUAUAUUUUUCUUAUUCCUGUAGAUAGAGUGUCCGAAGUUUUGAAAGGCUGGCGAAUCGCGCAGAAUAAAUAUUCUACAGACUUGUUAGAAAACGSUAAACAGAACCUAAGUACAUGUAUAGCCAAUGUUAGUCACACACCGAGCAAUAUCUCCGUCACGCAACGCUGAAAGAAACUAUUCAAACGAUUAGAAACAGUUGAAACAGAUAAUGUGCUUAUCAACGCAAUUUUUAAUUUUGGAAAUUUUGAAAUUAUUGAGUAGAAAGAUAAGUCUCAAGMAMCGACCARAGGAGAAAUAUGAGGAUCAUCCAAUACUGCUCCACGAAAUGCAACAUUUUGUCGUUUGUAUUAUUCAAUAUUUACUUUCUGUCUUCUAUCUGAGGUCUGUUGAUCAGCUAGGGUUGUGUUUGAAUAAGCUACAGGGUUAGAUKGCACUGCUGUCAUACUCGAACAUUUCUAAUUUUGUCGGGCUUAAGAUCAUUAGUAAUGAGGUAUUUUUKGUGUCCACCACAAUCCAUUCCUUUACGAACACCAAAGCAUCCGAAUUGAUGUGCAGCAAACAAAAUAUUUCUUAUUAGCUUCCAUAGACCUAUGAAGCUUGCAAUGCAUUGCAGGAUGUCUGCUUUGGGCAUCAAAAAUGGUGGAUCUCUUUUGUUUUCUCCAGAAACUGAUCCCACAAUGCAUUGCAAUUCACGUAAGUGACAGUAAAAUCUUCAGAAAUCUAUUUUGAUAUGCACACCAACGUGGCUGCUUACGCUUUGUUMAUAAUUUCCCCUGGAACUGAUUUGUAGCCCCAUGGUUCGUUCUCCUCGGRGGAUUGCUCACGACUUCCGUAUUCCUCUGUUUUGAGCCUUUCAAUUCUUUUGAAUUAAGUAAUCUGCACUACACAGAAAAAUAACCAACCAAUCACUAUGUAUAGAACAUGACCAAGAAAGUUUGCAUGACUCCUKCGUGAUGAAAAUCAUCACGACUAUUUAUCCACAAUAUAUUAAAUUGACUUAUAUCUAUAAAAUUAUUUCUUCUCUUAUYAAGAGAUAAGUAAAUAGACAAUCUAGCUAAAACUUGAAUAUGGCUGCCAUCUUGAAAAAGMCCRGUCGAGCUGCUUCAAAUMAAGGCGUUUGGCAUGGUUACCAAUUCAAGAUGGCUGCCAUUGUAGACAAUGAUCGAUGCGUUAGUAUUUUUAUUGUUUUUAUGGUAUUUUAAAAUAAAGCCAACUGUAUUAAUUUUUACAUGAA